Salpingoeca rosetta is the source of this 832-nucleotide messenger RNA. RefSeq lists its product as uncharacterized. Gene Ontology annotation, cellular component: EKC/KEOPS complex; nucleus; cytosol. The transcript is spliced from 4 exons. The record is from RefSeq and is a predicted model, not a curated record. The coding region runs from base 35 to 571 and encodes 178 amino acids. Lineage: Eukaryota; Choanoflagellata; Craspedida; Salpingoecidae. Gene Ontology annotation, biological process: tRNA threonylcarbamoyladenosine modification; telomere maintenance via recombination.
GCGAGCGCAAACAACAAGAGACAAGAAGGAGAUUAUGAGCAGUGCUGCGGAGCGGGUGGUGGUGGAGGAUGGAGCGGUGGUGUUGGCCACGGUGGUGCGUGGUGUGAAGAACAUGGGCGAGGUGCUGAAGGGCGUCCGCAGCGGCGCGUUGCAGGCAUGCUUUAUCAAGGCCAGCAUGGUCCCCGACUUGUUCGUGGCCGCCGUUGCAGCCAGGCAUGCGCUGGAAGCACAAAAGGCUGAGAACAUGACAACCCGCAACGUCAACACAGAAAUCCUCUACUCCCUCUACCCCGGCAGACAGAUCACAACUGCGUUUGCGACCUUGGGUCCAGCAGAGACAGACACAGACGUGCUAGUCAUGGUACUGGCCACCAGUGACAAGGACGACUCCCAGCUAAGCCAAGUACUGGAUGCUAUUGAUGGCACCGUUGCACCAGUGUCUGAGUUGCAUGAGCUGUAUGAUGCUGCAGCCAUCGCAAAGCUGUAUGGCAUCAAAUGCGAAGGAAGGCCCGUGGACGACAUUGUCAACGACGUUGUGACUAAGAUGGCCCUGAAAGGACUGCGGAAAUGACGACAAGCACUGCAACUGACAUGGCCACACACACACACACACACAGACACACACACUUGAGUUGCUGCUAGUUGACUGGUCGCAGUUGACUGUUUGGCUGUACAUAUGGUUCAUCCAUGCACCCACUAGGCUGCAUCAACUCAGGGAGAGGGAGAGCAGGGCGUGUUGUAUCCAAACACAUCUGGCCGCCGUGGCUCGGGAGGGAGAGGUCAGGAUGAAGUGAGCAUUCUUUGCGACGUGAAUAAAGUAACUGCACCGCAA